AUUUAACAUAAAGUAGAGAGGAAAAAUGUCUAAUUGUUGCACAUAACCUGUAACGGAGGUAGUACAUCACAUAUGAAUGUCCCACAUCAACAAAAGAAGAAUUUAAUUUUACGAGGGUAAUGAGACCACUUCUUAUUCAUCAUUUUGUUUUUAAAAUGUAUUUUCCUCUGGUUUAGAUGAAUACAACACUCAUUUGGGUGAAUGUGUUCCAUUGUUGUAUCUAACAAUGUAUCAGAGCCCUUCACUUCAUUAAUUUGAGAGAAUUCCAUCUGAAUGAAAUUUGUACAUAAUAAAUAAGUUAGUAACAACUAAAAAAAUAAUUAAUACACAGUCUUUCAAAAAAUAAAAAAUAAAAAAUUAUAGUAAUAAUAAUUAAUACACCGUGUAAGGAUGUAACAUGCAAUUUUUUUUAUAUUUUUUUACACAAAACAUGCAAUGUUAAGAGGGAAAAAUUAAAUAAAAAAAAAAAAAGUUUUUUUAUAAAAAGUAUAUGUCCAUUUUAAUUAAAAAAAAAAUAGUUAAAAAAAUUAUGCCCAACACACAAACACCUGAACACGGUUAUAAUAAUUUUCAAUUAGCAAAUAAUCAACAUCCGACCUUAGCUCAGUUGGCAGAGCGGAAGACUGUAGUAGUUGCAGAUAAUCUUUAGGUCGCUGGUUCGAUUCCGGCAGGUCGGAUUUUUUUUAUUUAUUUUUUUUCCAUUUUUAAUUUUCUCUCUCCUCUUUCCUCUUACAACUUCCCCUCUUAAACCCCAAAUUCCUGAAUCAUCUUCUCCAAAACCCCGUCAAUGGCUUUCCACUACCUCUUCACCACCAUAACCAAACACUCUCUUAAACCCUACUUUCUCUCCAAAACCCCCAUUUUCUCUCUCCUCCAAACCUCCCUAUUUUCCACCUCCUUUUUAAUCACAAAAACCCCAAAAAAAUUCAAGAAAAAACGCCAAAAACCCAGUCCCAGAAAUACCCUUGUUCAACACCCUUCUUCCUUAAUUACCCACUUCGAAAAUCUCGUCAAUCGCGAUAAUUUCUUCCGAUUUCUCACCCGAUCAAAGCAAUUUCUCGCGAAACAACCCGAGCAUAUUCUCCGGUUAGAUGACGCCGGAAAACUUUACCGGCAACUGGGUUUUCCCCGGGGAAGAAAGGUUAACAAGUUCGUCGAUAAUCACCCGCGUAUUUUCGAAAUUUACCGUCACGAAAAUAACAAAAUGUGGCUAGGUUUUACUGAAUUUAUGGAGAAUUUACUGCAGGAGGAGGUUAAGAUUAUGGAGAGUAUGGAAUUAGAGAGGGUAAAAGUUGUUAAGAAGCUUCUAAUGAUGUCAAAAGAUAAGAAAAUGGCGUUAAGUAAGAUUUAUCAUUGUAGGUUGAUAUUUGGUGUUCCUGAGGAUUUUAGGGAUUGGAUCUUGAAAUUUUCCGAUGAUUUUCGUGUCGUAAUUGGGGAUGAUGGGAGUCGAAUGCUUGAACUAGUGAAGUGGGAUCCGGCAUUGGCCUUGAGCGCGUUAGAGAGGGAGUUUAUGGUUGAUGAGGAGAAGGUGAAGAAGGCAUUUAAGUUUCCUGUGAAACAUGGGAAGGAAUUGGACUUGGAGGAUGAUGAUGUGAGGAGGUUGAAUUUGUUGAAUACAUUGCCUUUGGUUUCGCCGUAUUCUGAUGGGUGGAAGCACGAGCUUUCGAGUUUGGAGGCUGAGAAGUAUAGGGUUGGGGUUAUACACGAGUUUUUGAGCUUGACAUUGGAGAAGAAGGCUUCAAUUCAUCAUAUAGUUGAGUUUAAGGAGGAGUUUAGUCUUACUAAGCAUACUUAUCAGAUGCUUAAGAAGCAGCCUAGGACGUUUUAUUUAGCUGGUACUGAGAUGAAUUGGGUUGUUUUCUUGAAGGAUGGGUAUGAUGAGAAUGGGAAUUUGAUUCAGAAAGAUCCUCAGGUUGUGUUUAAUGAGAGGUUAUAUAGGUUUGCUCAAAUGCAGUAUCCUGGUGAAUUGUGUCGCGACAGUAUCAGUGAAUGAUGGUGACGAAAAUAUGCUUGAUCAAGCAAGAAAGAUGGGGUAAUUAGAUGCUCUUAGAUAAUUUUGGUUGUCAAUACCCUUGUGUUAUGCAUUUGUAUACUUCAUGAGUCAUUACUACUGUCUUAGAAAGGUCUGAUGAAAAUUUAGUUACCAACAAUGAUCUUUGCCUCUUUGGCCUGUAGUUUUCUGACAUAAAAUACAGUAGAUUUAAUGUGGCUAGUCUCAGUGUUAGUAUCUCUGUAUUGUUUCAACUCAAUCCUCAAAGAUGAGUUCUUUAAUCUCUAAUUUUCUGCUUGUUUCUGAACUUGCUGUCUAAUAUAUUUUUGAACUGUCCAAACUAUGUGUGUAUGCAAUUGCUUGGUAUAACAUAAUAACAUUGUGUAAGGAACACCUGAUUUUAGAUGAUCUUUAUAUUUGACAGCUCAAAUAGAUCGAGUUAGUAUUUAGACAGAAUUUUCCAUCUAUCACUAACUUCUUUGGGUCAUAUUUGAGAUGAAUUAUUAUGUGCAGGUUUUCAUAUUUCACAAAAAA
Molecule: messenger RNA, 2524 nt
Organism: Chenopodium quinoa (quinoa)
Lineage: Eukaryota; Viridiplantae; Streptophyta; Magnoliopsida; Caryophyllales; Amaranthaceae
Exons: 1
Coding region: 788-1993 (401 amino acids)
Molecular function (GO): RNA binding
Source: RefSeq, a predicted model, not a curated record